This is a messenger RNA of Paramecium tetraurelia, 10842 nucleotides long. RefSeq lists its product as uncharacterized. The record is from RefSeq and is a predicted model, not a curated record. The transcript is spliced from 6 exons. Gene Ontology annotation, cellular component: dynein complex. Gene Ontology annotation, molecular function: minus-end-directed microtubule motor activity; ATP binding; dynein light intermediate chain binding. Gene Ontology annotation, biological process: microtubule-based movement. NCBI's taxonomy places the organism in Eukaryota, Ciliophora, Oligohymenophorea, Peniculida, Parameciidae.
AUGGAAAUUGAUAUGUAGGAUGGCUUAGUGAGGGUUAAUUAUUCAGAUAAAUUAGUUUAAUUGAUAAAGGAAGUGAGAUAGUUAUGUGAACUUGGCUAUAGAAAGAGUAUAUCAAAUGAAAUACAUACAAUUGUGGAAACAGGCAAAAAGUUUUAUAAAGAAGCUUUAACAUUGAAAUCUAUUGCUAGCUUCUAUAAUUAAAUGUCUGAUUAAAUUAUUGAAUGUCAAAAGGCAAUGCUAAUUAAUUAAGCAGUAAGAUUUGAAGAUACUGUGAAGAAUUCCAAAAAAAAAAAUAGUAUCACAUGGGAAAAUACUCAAGAAUUGGAAAAUUAUGUUUAGAAGGUUUAAGAAUCUGCAAAUGAAAUAAUGCAAGAAAAUAAAAGAUUAAGAAAAAAUCAUUAAUAAAUAAUUGAUAAUAUUUGUUUAUUGUUUUAGAUUGAAUUAAAAUAAAAGAAUCUGUGGAAGGAGAAGGUAGAUUAAAUAAAGAAAGUAAUAGAGUAGACAUGUAAUAGCAUUGAUGGUAAAUUCACAGUUGGAUGGAGAACUCAUAUUGAUUUUCAAUUAUAUAAGGCUUUAGAAUUUCAAUAUAAAAAAGGAUUUUAAGAAAUGGAUCAUGCUAUUAAUGAGAUCUAAGCAGAUCUUGUUAUUAAGAAUGGUUAGGUUAUAUAUAAGCCAUCUAUUGAGGAAUUAAGAGAGAAAUAUUACAAUGAACUGAAAAAAUACAUAUAAUAUCCUUCAUAAUUUAUUGGAGUUGGUGGGAAUAAUGAUAUUUACAUGUAGAUGCCAGAGAGGAAUGCUGUGUUUGUUAUAUAAGUUUAUGAGAAAAGUGAACAUAUUUUUGAAAAAUUAAUUGGUUUAAGUAGUCAAUAUAUGUGUUGGUCAGUAGUUGCACUAUUGGAUGCUGAAUAAUUAUAAUUAUAAUUGGGUAAUAUGGAAUAAUGGGAGAAAUUUAUGAAAGAAGUUAGACAAAGAAGAAAAGAGUUUGAGUGCUUUAACAUUUAAUUAUAAGUUUUUUUUAAGCAAUUAAAUUAAUUAUUGUUUAAAUUGAAUUUGAAAAAUUUAAAUUUAAGAAUUAAUUAUUAAUUUAAAUUUGAACAAUUUUUAAGUUAGACUCAAUAGAAAUUAUCAUAAAAACCAUAAAAUAUUAAUUAGAUGAAUUAAGCAUUAAAGAAAUUUUUUUAAAUAAAAGCAUAGAAAUUUGAAAUGACUUAGAAAAUGCAAGAUUGCCAAUAAAAACAAAAAUUUAUCAAUUCUUUGAGUUCUUAAUCUCAAGCCUUGAACCCCAUAUUAAUAUAAUUGUAAUAAAUAAACAAGAAUUGGGAGAAUUUUGAGCUUCUGAUAGGAGAUUUCGAUUCAAUAUUAGCUGAAUAGACUAAAUAGUUAAAAAAGGAUAUGUAAGCAAGGGCUAAGGAAGUAGACAGUGAGAUCGAGAAGUUUUAUUCAAGAUAUUCUGCUGUAAAACCAAAAUAAUUGAGUGAAUUGGAUAGAUCAUCGGCAAAUGAAUUAGCUGAGAAUAUGUAGCAAUGGAGAUAAUAAUGGAAAUAAUUAGAUGAAAAGAUUUAGACUCUUAUAAAGGAUCAUCACCACUUUGAAAUGGAAGUCCCAACAUUUAAUUAAUAUGAUAAGGUUAAGGUUGAAAUGACAGACUCAGAAGUAGUGUGGUGUUAUUAUGAUAAAUUCUAAUAGAAUAUUAAUAAUCUAGGCAAAGAGGAUUGGUUGAGUUUCAGAACUAAAUUAUAUAUGUUUUAAGAGUUAUUGUUACAAGAAUAAGAAUAAAUAAAGGCAGAAUUAGCCAAAGGAACAUUCACUAAAAAAGAAGCAAUAAUAAAUUACAUCUUUUCUUAGAUUGAGUUAUAUCUUAAAAUAAAUCCAUUAUUAAAACUAAUUGUUGGAGAUGCAUUCGAACCAGAACAUUGGACUAGUUUGUUUAUGAUUCUUAAGUUAAAAGAAAUGAAAAAGGAAAAGUUGCUAUUCAAGGACUUACUUUAUUGUGAUAAAUUAAUAUUGGACAAACAAAAUGAUAUUAGAGAAUUGUAAGCUAGAGCAUAAGGAGAAAUCACUUUGAGAGAAGCUAUCUUUGAAUUGAAAACAUGGUGUGAUACUUCAGAAUUCGAUUUAACUGAUUACACUAAUAAUAACAGAGUUACUCCUUUAAUUAAAGAAUGGAAAGAAUUAAUGACGAAGGUUAGUGAUAAUCAAUCCUUAUUGGCAUCUUUAAAGGAAUCAAAAUUCAUUGGAAGAUUUAAAGAUUAAGUGGAUUAAUUCGAAUUGAAAUUGGGAGGAAUUGAUGAAUAUUUAUCCAAAUUAUAAAUUAUUCAAAGAAAAUGGGUUUAUCUAGAACCUAUUUUUGUCAGAGGAGCACUACCUUAAGAAUAAGCAAGAUUUAGGAGAUUGGAUGAGGAUUUCAGAAAUAUCAUGUUGGGAAUAUAAAGAGAUUAAAAGGUAGUUUCUUUAUGUAGUAUUCCAGGAAUCAAGGAUACAUUGGAUACAGUGUUGGAUCAAUUAGAAAGAUGUUAAAAGGCUUUGAAUGAUUACUUAGAAGAGAAGAGAGGUAAAUUUCCAAGGUUUUAUUUUUUGGGAGAUGAUGACCUAUUGGAAAUAUUGGGUCAAUCUUAAAAUCCUCAAGUCAUAUAGAUGCAUCUAAAAAAAUUAUUUGCUGGUAUAAACUCUGUCGAAUUCAGCAAGGAUAAUACCUAGAUUUAUUCUAUGUUAUCAUCCUAAAAGGAAUAAGUUCAAUUUAAUAAUUCUAUUUAAGUAAAUGAUAUAGUAGAAAGUUGGUUAUCAGUAUUGUCUUCAAAUAUGAAAGAGACCUUAAGUUAAUUAUUGAAAUAAUGCUUAAAAGAGUAGAACAUGGAUUUCAAUAAAUUCCCAUCUUAGAUUCUUUGCUUGUCAGAAGAAAUUAAGUUCACUGAAUAAGCAGUUUCAGCAUUGAAUUCGAAUAAAUUACCGUAGUUCAAAUAAACAUAGUUAAAAUUAUUAGAUUAAUAUACUCAAUUGAAUGCACAAUCAUCAAAUAAUUAUCUAUUACAAUUAAAAUUAAAAUCAUUAAUUUUAGAUCUUAUUCAUCAUCUGGAUAUAAUAAAUUAACUAAUUGACAACAAAGUUUCAGUAUUAUCAGAUUGGUAUUGGUAUAAAUAAUUAAAAUAUGAAUAUUAAAAAGAUGCACAAAUAAUAAUGUGCAAAGCAAGAUUUGAUUAUACCUAUGAAUAUCAAGGGAAUGGGUAAAAGUUAGUGCAUACACCCUUGACAGACAAAUGCUAUUUAACAUUGACUUAAGGAAUGUCCAUGGGUUAUGGAGGCAAUCCAUAUGGUCCUGCAGGUACAGGUAAGACCGAAUCAGUAAAGGCACUUGGGUAGUUAUUUGGAAGAUAGGUGUUGGUAUUUAAUUGCGAUGAAGGUAUCGACUUUAAGAGUAUGGGACGUAUCUUCAUGGGAUUGGUUAAAUGUGGAGCAUGGGGUUGUUUUGAUGAAUUCAAUAGAUUGUUGGAAGAAUAAUUAUCAGCUAUAUCAUAAUAAAUUCAAAUUAUUUAAAAUGCUAUUAAGGAGAAUUCAUAAUCUAUGACUUUGAUGGGAUAAACCUGUAUGGUUAAUAAAGAUUCAGGCAUAUUUGUUACAUUGAAUCCAGCUGGUAAGAAUUAUGGAGGAAGAUCUAAAUUACCUGAUAAUUUAAAAUAAUUGUUUAGACCUGUGGCUAUGUCAAUACCAGAUAAUGAAUUGAUUGCUGAAGUCUUAUUGUAUUCAGAAGGAUUCAAGAAUGCCAAGAUUUUGGCAGAGAAAAUUAUCACAAUAUUCACAUUAUCGAAAUAAUUGUUAAGUCCAUAGUAACAUUAUGAUUGGGGAUUGAGAGCACUUAAAACAAUAUUGACAGUGGCUGGAUAAAUUAUAUAGGAAGAAAGAAAAUAGGGAGUAGAAAUUAAUGAAACAAUCGAAUCAGAGUUGCUGAUUAAAUCUAUUAGAAUUAAUACAAUGUCAAAGUUGACAUAUCAUGAUACAAAGAAGUUUGUUUAAUUGGUCCAGGAUGUCUUCCCUAACAUAAAUAGUUAGGAUAUUAUAUAUGAGAAAUUGACAAAUGCAAUAAAGGAAGUGUUAUAAAGCAUGAAAUUGAGUGAGAUAGAUAAUUAAAUUGCAAAGAUUCUAUAGUUUUAUGAAGCAACUAAAUAGAGAAUGGGCGUAGUAUUGGUAGGUCCAUCUGGUUGUGUGUUAAAGAAGGCACAUGAGAAAUUAGGGUAAUAAGUCAAAACUCAUGUGAUGAAUCCUAAAUCUAUGCCUAGAAGUUAACUAUUAGGAAAUAUGAAUAAUGACACAAGAGAAUUUAGUGAGGGAGUAUUAACAGCAUCAGCUAGAUUGGUAGUUAAAGAAUCAGUGGAUGUCUUAAAUUGGAUUAUAUGCGAUGGAGAUAUUGAUCCUGAAUGGAUUGAAUCAUUAAAUUCAGUCUUGGAUGAUAAUCAUUUGUUAACAUUACCUACUGGUGAACGUAUCUCAUUCCAAAAUAAUGUUAAUUUUAUCUUUGAAACUUCUGAUUUAUAAUAUGCAUCACCUGCUACUGUUAGUAGAAUGGGAAUGAUAUUUUUGAAUAAUGAAGAUAUCAGUAUGUAAUCUUUAGUGACUAGAUGGAUUAAUAAAUUAGAAUGUGAAGAAGAAAAGAAGAGUAUGCUAUUAAAUCAAAUUGAAUCAACUUUAUACAAUUUACUAGAGGAAAUAUUCUCUUAUGAAGAAUCAUAGAUUGUACCUACUACCAGAGUUGGUUUAAUUAUGAAUAUUCUAUCCUAAUUACAGAGAAUACCUACUAAUAAAUAGCAAUUCAAUUAUUUCUUAUUGUAAGGCUUGUCUUCCAAUUUCCAACCAGAAAUCAGGUUGAAAUUCUAAACAUUAAUUAAUUCUAAUCUUGAAUUAAAUGAAAAUGGAGACAAAUAUCAAUAUAUUAAUCAAAAUAUCGACGAAUCCUAAUUCUCUGAUGUUAAUGAUCCUCCUGUCAUCAAAACAGUUGGCCAUUAAAAAGAUCUCUAAAUGUUAUAAUCCUGGAUUCUCAAUAAUGAUCCCUUCAUUAUUGUUGGAGAAGAAGGUUGUGGCAAGAAUUUAUUAAUCCAAAGUGCAUUCAAAGAACUUAAAAAGACUAUCAAAAUUCAAAUAGCAACAAUCAAUUGUAAUGCUUAAACUAGUGCAUCUUAAAUCAUUCAGAAAUUAAAUCAAAUCUGUGCCAAAGGUACUUCAGCCUUGGGCAGAGUAUAUAAGCCUAAAGAUUGUAGUCGUUUGAUUCUUUAUUUAAAGGAUAUUAACCUUCCUAAGCCUGAUAAAUAUUAAACUAUUCAACUCAUUGCAUUUUUGUAAUAAUUAAUUACACACAGAGGGUUUUAUGAUGAAAAUUUAGAGUUUGUCUAUUUGGAUGACAAGAUCUAAAUUGUUUCUUCAAUGAAUCCUCCUUCUACUAUUGGAAGACAUUAAUUGUCAACGAGAUUCACAGCUAAUGUUAGAAUCUAUUAUAUUGAAUAACCAUCUAAUGAUGAAUUAUAACAGAUAUAUCAAGAAUAUCUUAAAAUUCUCAUUUUUAAAGAUAACAAUUAAAGUAAAAAAGGUGCUUAAUUAUUAAUUGAAUGUUAUACUUAAAUCAAAUCCAAAUUCACCGUUGAUGAACAAAGACAUUAUCUCUUUACUCCAAGAACUAUCACAUAAAUAAUUUUUGCACUAAAAAGAUACAAUGAUAUAUAAUCAGUAUUCCCAGAAGCUCUACUCAAUGAAUUCAAUAAAAUAUUUAGAGAUAAAUUGAUCUCUCAAGAUCAGUAAUUUAAAUUUGAUUAAUUGAUUUUACCAAUUUUCAAAAAAUACUAUAAGGACAUCCAAUCAUAAUAAUACUUUGCCACUGUUUAGAACCUCCAAACUCUGUCGAAGAUUGAAAAAAAGGAUUUUAUUCAACUGGUUUCUCAAGCUGUUCAAAUUUAUUCCAGAGAAAAUAGAGAAUUAAAUGUUGUGAUGAUUGAGGAAGUACUCUCUCUUUUAACAUCCUUAAACAGAGCUUUGUCUUCUCAAAGUCAAACAACACUCCUAUUAGCUGGCAGAAAUGGUAUUGGAAGAAAGAUGGGUUUGUAGAUAAUGUCUACUAUGCUUAAUUUAGAAGUACUCUAACCGUAUACAUGUAGAGAUUAUGGAAUCAGAGAGUUUAAGAGAGAUCUUAAAUCAUAUAUGGAAACUGCCUAAUCUAAGAAUUGUUUAUUGAUUUUAGAAGAUCAUGUGUUAUUAUAAUAAGGAAUCUUAGAAACUGUUAAUUCCUUAAUCUCAAGUGGAGAAAUUCCAGGGUUAUUUGGAUAUGAUGAAAUCGAUAGAUUAAUCUAAAAUCCAGAAGAAGUGAAGAGGGAAUUUUAUGGUAAAACCCUUUAUGAGGCAUUUCAUGAAAGAGUAAAGAGAAAUAUGAAGAUUGCUUUGGUGAUGGACAACUCUAAUCACGAAUUCUAAACUAAUUGUGCUUAAAAUCCAGCUUUGUUUACAAAUACUACAAUUAUAUGGUAGACUUAAUUAUCAAAAGAGAGUUUGUUACAAUUCAUGAAAAAAUAGUUAGAGUCUUCCAAUAAUAAUAAUUCUGUCAAUGAAUAAUUAAUUAGUUAUGCAGUUGAAAUACAUAGAAAUUCAAAAGCCGAUCCAAGAAGCUUUUAAUCUUUGACUUAGACUUAUAGUUUAAUAAUGGAUACGAAGAUGUAAUCAAAAGGAUCACAAGCAGAUCAUUUAUAAAAAGGUCUUGAGAAAUUAUAGGAAGCAAAUAACUUAGUAAAUAAGUUGACUUAGGAAGCCUAAGAAAAGAAAGUCUUAUUGUCUAAAAAGUAAUUGGAAGCAGAUGAUGCUUUAUAAAAGAUAUCAAAAGCAAUGUAGGAUGCAGCUGAACGUAGAUAAGAAACUGAAUAAUUACAAAGAUAUCUUUAAGAGGAAGAGGGCAAGAUAAAAGUGUCUAAGGAUAAGGUUGAAGAUGAAUUGAGAGAUGUUAACCCAUUAGUAUAAGAGGCACAGAAUGCAGUCAAAGGAAUAUCAAAGUCACAUUUGGAUGAAUUAAAAUCGUUGGCUUAACCUCCACCUGCAAUCUAUGAUGUGCUAGGAGCUGUUAUGAAAGUUUUUAAGUAAACAGAAAUAAAUUGGAAAGCUAUUAAGAAGUUUUUGGGUAAUAAACAAGUAAUUGAUUAAAUCAUUGACUUUGAUCCUCAUAUGAUUACUGCUGAUAUCAGAAAAGAUGUUGAGGAGGAAAUUGCCAAACAUUCCAAUUCUUUUGAAAAAUAAAAUAUUUAUAGAGCUUCAUUGGCAGCAGGACCAUUGGCUGAUUGGGUAAAAGCAAUAUUAAAAUAUGCUACAGUUUUAGAGAAGAUUUCACCUUUAGAGAAAGAAUUAUCAAUGAUUAGUAAGAAAUUGGAUUCGUCUAGAAAUAGAUUGAAAUAAUGUUAAGAUGCAUUAAAUUAACUUGAUUAAAAAGUCCAAGAAUUAAAAAACAAUUUUGCAUCUAAAACAAGUGAGGCAGAAUUACUUAAGAGAGAUUUAGAAAAAGCAGAACAAACUGUGAGUUUGGCAUCAAAUUUAUUAGAUAAAUUAUCAGGAGAAAAGGUGAGAUGGUAAUAAUAACAUGAUUUAAUUGCAUAAGAAUUAAAACAAUUUCCAUUAGAUUCGUUAUUAUCUGCAUCAUACAUUACAUAUUUAUCCUCUUAAGAUGAAAAUGUUAGAUAUAAGACAUUAUAAGAAUGGGUUCAUUUGACAAAAUUAUAGCAAUAUGAUUUCUUAAAAUUUAUGUCAAAUGAGAGUCAAAUAUUGAAAUGGAAAACACUUGGUUUACCAGGAGAUUAAUUGAGUAUUGAAAAUUCAGUUAUGGUAUUCUCAUCUUCAAAGGUGUCAUUAUUAAUUGAUCCUAAUACAUAAGCCACUGAAUGGUUGAAGAAAACAUUGUCAUAGGCUGAAAUAUUGAAUUAAACAGAUCCUAAAUUCAAUAAUCAAUUGGAGUUAGCAGUUAGAUUUGGUAAAACUAUAGUGAUCUAAGAAAUUGAUUAAAUUGAAGGAUUAUUGAUCCCAUUAUUAAGAAAAGAUUUAUUGCAUUAAGGUCCUAGAUGGAUAGUUAUGAUAGGAGAGAAAUCUGUUGAUUUUAAUGAAAGUUUUGUAAUGUAUUUGACAACAAGGAAUUCAUCAAUUCAUUUGCCUCCUCAUACUGUAUCUCUGGUAUAAGUUAUUAAUUAUACUGUCACUAGAAGUGGUUUGGAAGGUAAAUUACUUAGUAUUAUCAUUAAUAUUGAAUAACCAGAUUUAGAAUAGAAGAAAUAAUAACUAUUGGAAAAUGAAGAAAAAUUAAAGAUGUAAUUGGCUGAUUUAGAGAAAACUCUUUUAGAUGAGUUGGCAAAUUCAUAGGGAAAUAUCUUAGAGAAUAGAGUGUUGAUUGAUAGCUUAAAUUAAACAAAGUCAAAAUCAUAAGUUAUUGCUUAGAGUUUACAAGAGUCUUCAAAAUUACAGGAAGAUUUAGACACAUAAAGAGAUGUGUACAGACCAUUAUCUUAGAAAGGUGCUCAAAUCUUCAUUCUUAUUCAAAGUCUAUAGAACUUAAAUAAUAUGUAUAAAUAUUCAUUGGCUUACUUUAUUCAAAUAUUUUAAAAGACUCUAGAUAUCAAAGAGAAUUUUGAUUCAAAACAAAAGAAAUUAGAGUUUGCUGGAUAGAGUUUAUUGAAAAAUAUCUUCAAUCAAAUAGCUGGUUCAUUGUUCAAAUAAGAUAGAUUAAUCUUUGCUUUACAUUUGGUAAAAGGGUGCAAACCAGAACUAAUUGAGGAAGAGGAAUGGUAAUUUAUGAUUGGUAAUUAAAUACCUAAUGACAGUGCUCAUCUUCCAAAAUGGGCGUCUUAAGAUAGAAAGGAAAUAUUUGGAUAGUUAUAGAAUCUUAAAUUAAAUAUCAAUUUUAAUUCUAGUGAAUGGGAAUAAUGGAAUAAUAAUUAAGAAUGCGAGAAAAAUUUCCCAUAAUCUGCUAAAUUAAAACCAUUUUAAAAAGUGCUUAUUGUUUAAACAUUCAGACCUGAAAGGGUUUAAAGUGCAUUGAAUGAAUUUGUUUGUCCUAAUUUAAGUAUCCCAAGUGUUAGUGGCUAGACAUUUAAUUUUUAGACUGUUGCUUAAGAAGAAUUAACUGCUUAAAUUCCAUGUCUAUUUGUGGUCUCAGCUGGUAGUGAUCCUUCAAAAGAACUUGAAGAAUUUGCUGAAUAAUAAAUUGGUAAAUAAAACUUUCAAGAAAUGUCUAUGGGGGGUAAUUAAAAUGAAUUAGCAUUAAAAUUGAUAAAAGAAGCAGCACAAAAAGGUUAGUGGGUAUGUUUAAAGAAUUUGCAUUUAGUUAUUAGUUUCCUUCCUUUAUUAGAAAAAACCAUAAAAUAAUUAAAGCCACAUCCAAAUUUCAAAUUGUGGCUUACAACUGAAGCUCAUCUGAAAUUCCCAUCUAUACUUCUUGAAACUUGCUAUAAGGUAUCAUAUGAAGCACCUCCAGGAUUAAAGAAGAACCUAUAGAGAAUAAUAACAAGUUGGCCCACACAUAAUAAAUAAUCUGUUUAUUAAACACAAUUAUUGUUCAUCCUAACUUGGUUCCAUGCUUUAGUUUAAGAAAGAAGAACCUAUAUUCCAUAAGGUUGGAGUAAGUUCUAUGAAUUUUCAUAUGCCGACUAUAAAGCAGGUGUCUAAAUAAUUGAGAAUCUAUUAUAAGAGUCCUAAACAAUCUCUUGGUAAACCUUAUAUGGAUUAUACGAAAAUGCUAUUUAUGGUGGAAGAGUAGAUAAUGAAUAAGAUAUCAAGGUGUUAAGAGCUUAUUUAGAAACCUAUUUCAACUAGAAUAAAUUAUAAAAUGGAACUCUUAGCACUGGACAAUAAAUACCAUAAACCAAUUAAGUUAAAGAUCUUAUUAAUUUAAUUAAUAAAUUACCUGAAAAUGAUGUUCCUGAAUUUUUUGGAUUGCCUAAUAAUAUUGAUAAAGCUGUUUAAAGAUAUACAAUAUAAAGAGUUGUCAGUGGAUUGAAAUCUAUGAAUAAUAUAGUCGGAUCAGAAAUCAAGUUUGAUAAAGAAUUGUGGUCGAAUUUAUUAAGUCCUCUCAUCAAUAUGUGGGAUCAAUUAAAAAUAAGGGAUACUAUCUAAGUUACUAACUAAUAAUUAGGGUCAUUGGAUCCAAUUGAAUCAUUCAUUUAUUUAGAAGCAUAAUAGACUUGGAAUCUGUAUUAGAUUAUCAACCAUUCCUUUGAGAAAUUAAAGAAUGUCUUAUACAAUAAUGGCUUAUUGACUAGUGACAUUAUUGAUAUUGGAUUGCUAUUUAUCAAAGAUAUCGUACCUCAGAAAUGGAGUAACUUCUGGGAAGGUCCUGAUGAUAUCAAUUUAUGGUUGAAAAUAUUUAUUAAGAAACUCAAUGCAAUUAAAUCAUGGAUUGACAAGAUACAAAGAAAAUAAUAAUUAGAUGAAGUUGAUCUAAGCGAGUUAUUCCAUCCUGAAAUAUAUAUGAAUGCACUAAGGUAAAAAACUGCCAGAAAAUUAAAUAUUCCAUUAAAUGAAUUGAAAUUAUAAGCAGAUUUUGACAAUCUUAAACACCCUCUUGUAGUUAAAUUAAAGAAUCUAUUAUUAUAAGGUUGCGGAUUCUCCAAUGGUUAAUUAGUUGAUGAUAUGAAGAUAACAUCUGAAUUCAUCGAAUUACCUCCUUUGAAUAUCUCUUAUGUGGAGAAAUCAUAACCAGAGAAGAAUGGAAUUGGGGAUUUCCCGAUUUACUUAAAUGCCAGCAGAGAGAAAUUACUAUGCAGAAUUAAAUUACUUCAAUCUGGUCAAAUAAACGAUAAAAUCAUAGCUGGUGUUGCAUUAUUUUUGAGUUAAAAUGAUUGA